This is a messenger RNA of Ceraceosorus guamensis, 1331 nucleotides long. RefSeq lists its product as hypothetical. Bases 276 to 1232 code for a protein of 318 amino acids. The transcript is spliced from 2 exons. NCBI's taxonomy places the organism in Eukaryota, Fungi, Basidiomycota, Exobasidiomycetes, Ceraceosorales, Ceraceosoraceae. Gene Ontology annotation, molecular function: structural constituent of ribosome. Gene Ontology annotation, biological process: mitochondrial translation; mitochondrial respiratory chain complex III assembly. Gene Ontology annotation, cellular component: mitochondrial large ribosomal subunit. The record is from RefSeq and is a predicted model, not a curated record.
CAGUGAUUCACCAUGCUUGCAAGACUACUACCGGUUCAACUCUCGGCAGGGGCUUUUGAAGCCCAGCACGACAAACGACUCGUAAAGAGUCUUGCACUCACGCUCCGAAGCGUCCUCAGACCAUCCUCGUAAUCGACUGGCCUCUCUGUGCCGUGACUCUCAACCUGGCCAGAGUCUAAACUGUGCUUCUUCUACCACGACCACGUCGCGAGCGCUUCUUGAUCUUGCACCCACAGGCACCUUCCAUUAGACGCGCAAGCGCAGUGUAGUCGGCUAUGACGACCUCAGCCAAUCGGACGAGGGCCAUCUCCCUCUACCGCGGAGUGCUGCAAGCAGCUCGUCAAACCUUUAUGGGUGACCAAGCGACAAAUCAAGCAUGGAGAUCGCACAUGAGAACACACUUUCGAUCCGCAAAGGAAGAACAGGAUGCGGAAAAGUUGGAAAUGUUUUUCAAAGAGGCGGAAGAUAUCGUCAGAGUUCUGAAGAGCAAUGUGGUGCAGGGCGCUUGGAGGGAUGAAAGCCAGGCUUACCGGCUGCGCAUGACUUCGGACACCGAGUUGGGAUCUUACGAAGCGACAAAAGCGGGAAGAGAAGCUCAAAUGGAGGCGCUGCGAGCGGCAAAGGGUACCAUGGACAAAGCGCAGAAGUGCUCAAGCUCAGCAUCGUCCAGCAACUCCUCUCGCACUUCUCGUCGACCCUUUUCCACUUCUUGCUCCUCUCCAUUGCGCGCCCCAGCAACUUCUACCGCGACUUCGUCCUUCGCUCGAGCAUUUUCGACAUCUUCGAGAGCUCUCGAACUGCCUUACAAAAAGGGAUCCGCUCCACCUCUUCCUCGACCCGUGCCCAAAUUCCCAUCCACCAUCAUCCUCUCUGACGGAUCCUCUAUUCGUCUCACCACCACCUCUCCACGUUCUCUGCAGCGUCUAACUCGGGAUCCGACCAAUCAUCCAUUGUGGAAUCCCAGCAUGGAAAGAAGAGGAGGCGCGGGCGACGAAGACGAGAGCGGUCGUCUCAGCAGAUUCAGAAAGAGGUUUCAAAACUUGGAUCAGGCGACGCCUCAGGCAAGCAGUGGCGCUGGUGCUGGUGUCGAAGCUGGAGCUACGGCGCCGGCGCCGGCGCCGGCUCGCAAAAGUCAACAGUGGGACCAGAGCGAUCUGGAAUGGAUGAGCGGCGGCAGAGAGGCCAGAGCGGGAUCUGCAGUUGUGGAGAAAAGGACAAAGGGCAAAAAGUGAAGGAGACGAUCAUGCUGCAGUCCCAAUUUGUUUGUGCCAGGCUUCCCUCGAAGCACAUGCACGUGCACCUUUACAAUGACAUGCUUGCUGUACUCAGCC